Messenger RNA from Spodoptera frugiperda (fall armyworm), 5165 nucleotides. It is a transcript of the gene ncm, whose product is annotated as pre-mRNA-splicing factor CWC22 homolog. The transcript is spliced from 5 exons. Gene Ontology annotation, biological process: mRNA splicing, via spliceosome. Gene Ontology annotation, cellular component: catalytic step 2 spliceosome. The record is from RefSeq and is a predicted model, not a curated record. Gene Ontology annotation, molecular function: RNA binding; protein binding. Bases 170 to 4270 code for a protein of 1366 amino acids. NCBI's taxonomy places the organism in Eukaryota, Metazoa, Arthropoda, Insecta, Lepidoptera, Noctuidae.
UUAGUAAUGUCAAAAUAAAAAUGGCCGCGCAUCGUGUGUUGGUGCCGCGCAGUUAUUAGUUUAGUUUUUCCAUAUUACUUGGAUGUAAAGGAACUCUAGUAGUGAUUAUAAACAUUGAACAGUGUAGUUAACCAGUUUAGUGUAUAUACAAAUAGUUUAUUCAUACAAAAUGGAAUCCGAUAGGGAUGGUAAACGUAAGAAGGACAGAAACAGUGAUGAUGAAGACAGACGGAGGGAAAAGAAGUCAAAAAGGGCACGAUCGAGAUCCAGGUCACCAGCUGAGCACCGUGAGAGGGACUCCAGAAGAAAACGAAGACAUUCCAGGUCGGUGUCACCAGAAGGGCCUGUGAAACAGGAAAAACGGUCUGACACACAACAGGAGUCCGAAGUAAAGAAAGAAAUACCACAACGUCGCGUCAAGGAAACAGAUAUGUUGAAUACACGGACAGGUGGAGCUUACAUACCUCCAGCACGUCUCAGGAUGAUGCAGGCUCAAAUAACAGACAAAUCAUCAGUAGCAUAUCAAAGGUUAGCUUGGGAGGCUUUGAAAAAGUCGAUACACGGCCACAUCAACAAAAUCAACGUCGGCAAUAUUGGUAUUAUCAUAAAAGAGUUAUUGAAAGAGAACAUAGUUCGAGGAAGAGGUUUGUUGUGCCGGUCUGUGAUACAGGCACAGGCUGCUUCUCCUACAUUCACUAAUGUGUACGCUGCACUCGUUGCCGCCGUCAACUCCCGCUUCCCUAACAUCGGAGAGUUGCUUCUAAAGAGGUUGAUGAUCCAAUUCAAAAGAGGUUUCAAGCGUAAUGAUAAACCUAUUUGUAUAUCUUCAGCUUCAUUCAUAGCUCACUUGGUAAACCAGAGAGUAGCACAUGAGAUACUUGCAUUAGAGUUGCUAACUUUACUGGUAGAGACUCCUACUGAUGAUUCAGUUGAAGUGGCCAUUGCUUUCCUGAAGGAAUGUGGACAGAAACUGACUGAAGUGUCUUCCAAGGGUGUGAAUGCAAUAUUUGAAAUGUUAAGGAAUAUUCUUCAUGAAGGCCAACUGGAUAAGAGGGUACAGUACAUGAUAGAAGUCAUGUUCCAAGUGUGGAAGGAUGGGUUCAAAGACCAUCCGGCUCUUAUUGAGGAGUUGGAGCUGGUGCCGGAGGAGGAGCAGUUCACUCACCUCAUGAUGCUGGAUGAAGCCACAGACCCACAGGAUAUCCUGAAUGUUUUCAAGUUUGAUGACAAGUAUGAAGAAAAUGAACAAAAGUAUAAAACACUGAGCAAAGAGAUUCUCGGCUCUGAUGCUGAGUCUGGAGAGGAGGAUGGUUCUGGUGAGAGUGGCAGUGAGGAAUCAGAGGAAGAUGAAGAUGAAGAGGGACAAAAGCCAGUCACUAUUAUUGAUAACACGGAAACAAACCUUGUAGCUCUACGUAGGACUAUAUACCUGACUAUCAACUCUAGUUUAGACUUCGAGGAGUGUGCCCAUAAGCUGAUGAAGAUGCAACUGAAGCCGGGCCAAGAAGUGGAGCUCUGUCACAUGUUCCUGGACUGCUGUGCAGAGCAGAGGACUUAUGAGAAGUUUUAUGGACUCCUAGCACAACGGUUUUGUAACAUAAAUAGGAUAUACAUUGGUCCUUUCGAGGAAAUAUUCAAAGAUUCCUAUGGAACAGCCCACAGAUUGGACACAAAUAGGCUAAGGAAUGUAAGCAAGUUCUUUGCACAUUUAUUGUUUACGGAUUCAAUCAGUUGGGAGGUAUUGGAAUGUGUGAAGCUAAAUGAGGAGGACACAACCAGUUCUAGUCGUAUUUAUAUCAAGAUUUUGUUCCAAGAAUUGGCAGAGUAUAUGGGACUGAAGAAACUGAACGAUCGCCUCAAGGACCCGACCCUGCAGACUGCAUUCUCAGGUAUCUUUCCUCGUGAUAACCCCAAGAAUACGAGGUUCUCCAUCAACUUCUUCACUUCCAUUGGUCUCGGUGGCUUGACGGAUGAGCUGAGAGAGCAUUUGAAACAACUGCCUAAGAAUGUGCCCGCACCAAUACCAGAUAUAACACUGGGCAGUGACUCCAGCUCAGAUUCCAGUUCCGACUCGUCUAGUUCCAGUAGCUCCGACUCCUCGUCAUCCAGUGACAGUUCCAGUGAAUCCGAGUCAGAGAAAACCAGUAAAAAGAAGAAAGAAAAGAAGUCUAAAAAGGAUAAAGGCAAAGAUAAAGCACCUAAAACGCCUGAACCGGAACCCGAACCCCCUGUUGAAAGGUGGGGACAUGAUGGUUUUUACGACACCUACGGAAAAGAUGCUAAGAGAAUGGAAAAUAGAAAUAAUCGUCAAGAUAGAGAUAACUUCACGAGACCCCGGGACGCUAGGAGAAAUGAUGAUAGAAUGGAUAGUAGAAAUGGAGAUAAUAGAAGAGAUCAGAGAAGGAGGUAUGAUGGGAAUGAACAAAAUGAUCGCGACAGCAGGCGUCACGAGGAUAGAAGCGAGAGUGAGGAUGAUAGGAGACCAAAUCACGAGCGGUACUGGAACACUGAAAGGCCACGAGAUGAAGGCCGAAGUCGUAGGGACGAUGACAGACAAAAUGGUGACAACAGGGAUCGUAGCGACGAUGACAGAAAUCGCAAAGACGAUGAGAGGUCACAACAAGAGAAAAAACGAAGCCGGAGAGAUGAUAGAGAACGUCAAAUUGAAGAGAGAGACCGUGGUGCUGAUAAGAGAAGCAAGGAUGAUGAUAGGACACAAAGGGAUGAUAGAAAAGAGCGCAGAGAUGAAGAUCAAAGGGUACAAAAUGAAGAAAGAAACCGCAAAAAUGACAGGCAACAAAGGGACGAGGCCAAAAAUCGCAGGGACGAUGGUGAAGAGAGAAACCGCAGAGAAGAAGAAAGAGAAUCACGAAAUCGGAGAGAUGACGAUAGAGGCCGAAGAGAUAAUGAUAAGGGGCGACGAGAUGAUGACAGGAUAGAAAGAGAUGACGACAGGCAACAAAGAGAUGAAGCUAAGGCACGAAGAGAUGAUGGUAGAGAACGUAGGGAUGACGACAGACCACGUAGAGAUGACAAUAGGCCACGAAGGGAUGAUGACAAUAGGGCACGAAGAGAUGAUGAUAAUAGGGCACCAAGAGAUGACGGAAAAGGCCGAAGAGAUGAUAGUAAAAACCUCAGAGAUGAAGAUAGAGAACGUAGAGAUAAUGAGAGGGGACAAAGAAAUGACGAUAGAGGACGCAAAAAUGAUGACAGGGUGCGACGAGAUGAUGAUAGGGGACGAGAUGAUGAUAGGGGACGAAGGAAUGAAGAACGUAGGAAUAAUGACAGAGAACCUAGAGAUGACGAUAGGGAACGUAGGGACGAUGAUAGGGGACGAAGGAAUGAUGAUAGACAACGCAACGAUGACGGUAGGAGCCGAAGAAAUGAAGAUAGGGAACAAAGAAACGUCGACAAAGAAAUACCAAAUGACGACUUUAGCCGUAAAUAUGAUAGGGAACAAAGAAAUGAGAAAAAAAGUCGUAGAGAUGAAAGAGAUGAACAUAGAGGACGUCUAGACGAAGAAAGAGAACGUAGAGAGGACGAUAGAAGAUAUCAGGAUGAUGACAGACGUAGAGAGAAUGAGAGGAGUCGUAAAGAUGAUGAUAAGGGACGAAAAGAUGAUAGCAAUGAUAGAACACGAAGAGAGGAGAAAAACUACGAUGACAGAGUGCGUGGAGAUGAGGAUGAAGCUCCCAGAAAGAGUAAAAAAGACAAACAAAAUAGAGAUGAUGAGUCAAGAAGUAGAAAGAAAGAUUUAGCAGAACAAGACGAAACGAAUCUUAGAGAAGAUACACGAAAAAAGGAUAAACGUAACGAUAGACAAAAAGACAAUCGCGAUGAAGACGAAUCUAGGACUAAAAGAAAAGAUAACAGCCAAAGAUACCAAAAUGGAGACCAACAAAUUGAAGAUAAAAUUAAAAAUAUUAAAGAUGAAAAUGUAGAACAUAGAUCAAAGAAAAAAGAAAUAAAGAAGAAAGAUAAAGGUAGUAAAAGACAUGAAGACAGUAGUAGUGAAGAGGAGAUACCUGAGAAAAGAAGUAAAAAGAAGCUAUCAAAAGAUAAAAAGAAAAAGCAAGUGAGUGAGUCUGAAGAUUCCUCGUCCUCAUCAUCCUCUGAUUCUUCGUCAACAUCCUCAUCAUCCUCCAGCUCCUCAACAUCAUCAUCAGACGAUGAAAAUGAUAAGAAGGUUUCCAACAGGUACUGGGAUACUUUAGACGUCAUGUCUAAAGCUGAAUCACAGAAAAGUAAUCGCGUUAAAAAGCGGUCUUAGCGUUAAAUACUUGUGUAUGCGCAGCGGUGGAAAUGUACGAUGUUUACGCCCGAAUACCCAAACGCUACUCAAUUUUAAGUUGUACUUAAAUAUCGUGCUAUCUCUGUCAUUUUAUAAAGAAUUGAUAGUGACAGAACUACAUUUGAGAGCUUCUUAAAAUUGAGUAGCGUUUGAGUAUUCGGGCAUUAGUCUUGUUUCUCGUCAUGUGUAAAAUACAGGGUGUCAAACGGAACGCUCCCAAAUGCCUCAAACAUGAGAUGGUAAAAAAUAAGUUUUAUUUUACAAAAAAUACUGAAUUGAAUUUUUAUUUUAUGUGAUAAUAGUUGUAAUCAACUGCUUAACGCUGAUGUUGCAUGAAUAACACGGAAACAAAAAUGAUAAAAAUUUUAAACACUAAAAAAUUUUUGUAGCGUUUUUCGGGAGUGUUCCGUUUACACCUUGUUUAAUGUGAAACACGUAAUAUGGCAAGAUUUUUGUCGGGGUCAAUCUAAGUCACACAUUGUGUAUUUUCUCAUUAUUUUUACUUUCAAUACAAAUUCCUUUUCUAUUCUUAUAUGUUACUAGCAAACCUGGCGAACUCCGUUUCGCCACCAUGUCUUUUUUCCUAAUUUUUUUUUUUGCUAUAAACCUCACGGAACCCCAGACCUUUCCAACAAAUGCAAAACCAUGGAAAUCGGUUCGUGCGUUCUGGAGAACAAUAUCUUGCCAUGUUACGUGUCGGGGACUAAGUUAAAUAUGUUUGGACUGAAUUUGAAGUAGGCAAGUAGUGCAUGCUGCUGAUGCCUAUUGUAAUAAUGUAGGCUUGUGUCGCCGCCAUGAGAACUAAAGUGCACUGAUGAAUGUUAUACAUAUUUGUUGAUAAUCUUAGCAAAAUAAAUACAUAUUUUAAAAUAUA